GGGGGAGGUGCCAUUUGGGCGCCGCGUUGCCAUGGCGACUCGGUGGGGGAUUUGGUGGCGUUGCUGCUCGCACGGGGAUGUAGGGAGCAGCAGCUGCUGAUCUCUGACACACUAUUGCCCCGGCUCCGCCGCACACUGCCAUAUACUGUACCGGGAGCCGCUUCAUGUCGAGUGAUCAGAUCGCAUGGGUCCGGUUACGGGAAUGACUCCAGACAAGAACGUAGAGACUCCUGCAGCAGAGAAAGUUGCAGGGUUAAGUCAAACUGAGACAAUGGGUAGCCUGCCAGAAGAAGUUGGCGCUGCCCGGCCAAAAGCCUCCGCCGUGGACUGCGGCUCGGCAGACGAAGAGCUGACAAACUUGAACUGGCUUCACGAGAGUACAAAUCUGCUGAACAAUUUCAGCCUCGGGAGCGAGGGGGUUUCAGCAAGUAACGCUCUGUAUGACAUAGAGGGUGACAGCUCCCCAACAGGUUGUCGAAACCCAGAGAAGUCUUCUGCCUCUUCAAAACCUCCGUAUUCAUUCAGCCUCCUCAUUUAUAUGGCAAUUGAGAGCUCUUCCAACAAAUGCCUGCCGGUGAAAGAAAUAUACAGCUGGAUCCUCGACCGGUUUCCAUAUUUUGCUACUGCCCCAACUGGCUGGAAGAACUCUGUCAGACACAACCUUUCACUAAACAAAUGCUUUCGGAAAGUCGAGCGCAGUCACGGAAAAGUGAAUGGAAAAGGAUCCUUAUGGUGCGUUGAUCCAGAGUAUAAACCCAAUCUUGUACAAGCACUGAAGAAGCAGCCGUUCUCUGCAGCCCUCGCAUUGUACACCCCUCCUGCCUCACCGACAAGCGUAUCUACCCCACUCUGUUUAUCUUCUGCAUUAAAACAGACUCAAGGCCACGCUGUGAAAGAAUCUGACAUUGAUGCUGCCACUGCAAUGAUGCUCUUAAACAGCUCUAUCAAGCAUGAAGCUUUGGACUGUGUUUGCUGCAAUAUCAAAGAAAAUGUGAAGAUUGAGGUUGUAGAUGGCCAAAAAUCCCAACCUCUCAAGAUAGUGCUGCCUAAGAAACGCAACUAUACCAGCGCCUUCAAACACUGUACCAAUCUGACCCUUCAAGAAAACGACCCCACCAUCCUCAUCGAUCCCAAAGAGGAUCACAACUACAGCGCAAGCGGCGCAGACUCUCAGCGAUGCGAAUCCCGCUCCAGCGUGUCUUCCUUGUCCUCUGUGGAUGAAGUGUACGAAUUCAUCCCCAAAAACAGCCGGGCAGGGAGCGAUGGCAGCGAAGGCUUCCACAGCGAGGAUGACACAGAUAUUGACUAUGAAGAAGACGCACUUGCGGAUAGUGGCUACGUCUCCCAGCCCUGCAUGAAUUCUUCCGGCAAGAAGCUCCGAAAAGAAGCCUGCCAAGAUAUCGAUGAUGAGCUGAAAGAGGCCGCUGGCUCUCUUCUCCACUUGGCUGGGAUCCGCACCUGUCUAGAUUCCCUUUUAAAAACUGCUAAAGCCCAGUCACAGAAGCAUAGAAAGUAGUGAUUCUGCCAGCCUGCAUAUAGUUCUUUACCAUUUACAUAUAAAUAUAUUUUUUUCCUGCCUCCCCCAUCCACUCAAAGUGUGGCAAUAUUCACGAUGGUUUUUUUUUCCUUUAGGAGCACAAAGCCAUAAAGACUUGAGGCUUAUUCUGUUUGUUUUUGUUUGUUUUUCCUGCAAGUUUGACAUUUUAUUUUUAUUUUUAUCCUAUUUUGCGCUCACUCCCAAGAAUACUGCCUUAGAAUAACUCACGUUUCAUACUAGAACAGAAAUGCAUGAUAUGCAAACCCCCGCCCCCCUCAAAAUAAGCUAUUUAAAUUUAUUGUAAGAACUGUACCUGACGCAAAGGAUUCCUUGAAUCAUGCCGCAACCUUCCAACACUGCUGUAUGGGGCUUCUUAAAACAAAUUGUUGGCCCAUUGUACGUCUGAGUAAUAACAAAAGAAAUUGCAGUAUUAGUGAUAUUUUUGCCAACUAUUUAUACGUAGUCCAUGAAGGUGCGUUAUGCACAAUAUAAUAUUUGUAAAGAAAUGCUAAGCUUCCUCCCCCCCUCUAAUUUUACAUGGGACUGAAGAAAGAAGCUUCAAUGCACAAGGAUUAAUCGUAGCGUGGCCUGCGAUCGGAAAGCCUGAACGUUUAUCUCACCAUGGACAUCUUAUUUUUGUUGGUCUGUGUGUUUCCAUUCAUCGUGCGUGCCUCACUGCGUAAACGCGGUUAAGUUGGCACCCUCAUCACACUGGUCUGAUAUGUGGCAGAGAUGGGACACCUUGCAUGAAUCUUCAAAUGCUCCAUUUGUAAAACAAAGUACCGAAGAAACUGCAUGCCAGUUAGACGCCAGUUAAACGUCGCUUUGAAGCAUCGACAAUAAUGUAACAUGUUUGCACACCAUUGAAGGCUUCGCUCUAAA
Pseudophryne corroboree (corroboree frog) is the source of this 2419-nucleotide messenger RNA. RefSeq names its product forkhead box N2 (gene FOXN2). Bases 185 to 1516 code for a protein of 443 amino acids. Gene Ontology annotation, molecular function: DNA-binding transcription factor activity; cis-regulatory region sequence-specific DNA binding. Gene Ontology annotation, biological process: regulation of DNA-templated transcription. The transcript is spliced from 7 exons. Gene Ontology annotation, cellular component: nucleus. NCBI's taxonomy places the organism in Eukaryota, Metazoa, Chordata, Amphibia, Anura, Myobatrachidae. The record is from RefSeq and is a predicted model, not a curated record.